UUUUUUUUUUUUUUUUUUGGGGGGGUGGGGGGGAGAGCCUUGCCCUCACUUUUCAGAGGACUAAUGUAUGAUAUGGCUGUUGCCCUGUUCAGAGUUGUUUCCUAGCCUGAAGGAUGCAGUUAUAUCACAAGAUACAGAUUCCCCCAGAGCCCUUAGGUCUGUCAGUCUUUCUGGUGAGCCCAGCCACUUACAGACUUCUUCAGAGGCAAUGAGAGCAAGUGGUGGCCUCGUGGAGAUUGCUGCCUACUUAGGCAGAAGUGGCCAGUGUGUGAACAGAUUUGAGGUCAGUAGAGUGUCGUUCAGACCUCAGGUAUUUGGGGGAAUGGAGUUAGCUGAUCUGUGAGAACCCGGGAAUGGGGAGAUGUGCUACCACACAGGGCUGUGUCUGAUUUACCCUGGGGAAGAACUUAUGACAGUUGACAUUGAAUUUGAACAAAGAUGAGAAAACAGUGCUUGCAUGCUGAGUGUUGCUGGCAUGGGAUGAUAAAUGCUUCUCACAGUGGGGUUCCCACUCAUAAGCAGCAGAUAGAGAGGAGAUCCUAUGGGAGGGCUCAGCAAUGACACGGCUUCCUGGGAAGACCCCAUAGGAGGAGAGCUGUGAAGAUCUGGGAGGCUGGGCAUAGUGGGAAAUACUAGAGGGGACACAUUCUUAUGUCAUUACAAAGUGCAGGUGGCACUAGGGACACCAAUAGCACGUGAGUGCCCCCACUCAGCAUUCUAGGAGAGAGGAGGAGAUAGAUAGGGUCUUUAUCUAUCUGACCAGGAAGGGUGGGCAGGGCUGACCAUCUAGAGCCUUUAUAAAAAGCUGGGGAAGAUGGAGCCGUGCUUGCUGCUGGGGGCGUGGGGCUCCUGGGAAGGUGCCGCUUGCUCUCUAAACUGCGAGUCUGAGCUGAUGGUACUGCUCAGGAGAGGUGCUGUGUGCAGAGAGGAGUAUGGGUUGGCUAGCCUGGCCUGGUGGUCUUUAGUAUUGAUUAGUCUGUGUGGUUAUUGUAUGUUCUAAUCCAUUUUCUAUUAAGUGUCAUGACUAGUCAUUUAUAAAGACAAAAGUGUUGUGCUUUUGUUUUUUUUUUCCUCAGUGCUGGUCCACAGUGGGGGAGGGGUUGUAUCUGAUGAUGGCUUUAUUGCUGACACUGUGGUAGGAGACAAGUAGUGUUAUUGAGACCGAAAUAGAUCCUCACUUGUGAGGAGGCUGUGGGCAGAUUGCCACUUGAGGCCAGUCUGAGCUGCAUAGUGCAACCAUCUCAAAAAGUGCAGGGCUGGGGAUAUAGCUCAGUGCCCAGGCCUUGCAGAUUUUAUUCAAGGCCUGGAUUCUGUCCCCAGAGGCCAGACUCAGGAGAUCAACCUACUGGUCAUGUGAUGGGAUUGAUCCCUCCCCAGGCAUCCCUAAUCAGAAUCUUGUGAUCUUCAAGAUCCUCGGGCCCCACCUCUUAGUCCUGCACUGUGGGAUUGGGUUAGCUCUCGUGUUCAGAAGGGAUAGGGUAGGCUUUUUUACUGUGUUUUGUCUGUUCUUCCUUAGAAGCAGCAAAAAUUCCCUUUAAAGUUUAAAGUUCCAAUAAGCAGAAGAGAACAGCCCCUCCUUAGGUUUAGCUAGUAUGGUGCCACCUGCGCCGUAGGGCCUUUUCUCCCCGUUUCUUUCUUAUUGAGACAGUUUCAUUAUAUAGCCUUGACUGACCUGCUAUGUAGACCUUGAUGGCCUAGAACUUGACAGUCCCUCUGUCUCUGCCUCCUAAGUGCUGGGAUUGCAGGCAUGUGUCACCAUGCACAACUGUUAUGACAGGGAGGCCUGAGUAGACAGAGCCCUGUGGACUCCUGUGUGUCACAGGGCCAGGCUUUACCAGCCUUAGCUCCACAAGUCAUCAAGGCCCAACAGAUGCAGGGGACGGGGAUGUGCCUGACUGGACUCACUCCUGCCUCCAGGUGGCAUCACUACUCCCAGCCCCACAGGACAUUCCAAGCACCACCUAAAUGCAUGCUCAACAACCAGAGAGCCUGAGAGCCCAUAAGUCUCCUUUUGGUUCAGAGAUCUUGUGUUUGUGUAUAAAAUUCACCUCACAAGCUUGAGAAUGCUCUCGUCCUGGAGACUUUAGGUCUACUGGCAGUGGUGGAAGUAAUUCCCUGGCUUCCUCCAGGGUGGACCCCUCAUCUGGCUGUGACCAGGACAGGCAGCUGGGAGGGGCUGGGAUUGUGGCUGGAGAAGGAACUGGGGAGAAAAACACUCCUACUUGAGCAAGGAGUCCUUCACGCCUACUGAAGAGCACGUGCUGGUGGUACGCCUGCUGCUGAAGCACCUGCAUGCCUUUGCCAACAGCCUGAAGCCAGAUCAGGCUUCGCCAUCUGCACACUCCCAUGCCACCAGUCCGCUGGAGGAAUUCAAACGGGCCGCAGUGCCUCGCUUUGUCCAGCAGAAGCUGUACGUCUUCCUGCAGCACUGUUUUGGCCACUGGCCUCUGGAUGCAACCUUCAGAGCUGUCUUGGAGAUGUGGCUGAGCUACCUGCAGCCAUGGAGGUAUGCCCCUGAGAAACAGGCUCAGGGCAGCGAUCCCCAGCCACGGUGUGUGUCAGAGAAGUGGUCUUGAGUACACGGCGACCCUAGAACCCCAUCUCCUUGUUCGGCCUAGCCUGGCUCCAUGGUCACCCUAUCAGCACAGAGGACUGAGGGCACCCUUCAUCCAGGAAAACCUGCUGAUGUACACCAAGCUGUUUGUGAGCUUUCUGAACCGUGCCCUACGCACAGACCUUGUCAGCCCCAAGAAUGCACUCAUGGUCUUCCGAGUGGCUAAGGUCUUUGCCCAGCCCAACCUGGCUGAGAUGAUCCAGAAAGGUGAGCAGCUGUUCCUGGAGCCGGAGCUCAUCAUCCCCCACCGCCAACACCGGCUCUUCACAGUCACCACCAGCUUCCUGUCACCAUGGCCCCCUGUUGUGACAGAUGCCUCCUUCAAGGUGAAGAGCCAUGUCUAUAGCCUAGAGGGCCAAGACUGCAAAUAUACCCCAAUGUUUGGUCCUGAAAUCCGAACCCUGGUCUUGCGCCUUGCUCAGCUCAUCACACAGGCCAAGCAGACUGCCAAGUCCAUCUCUGAUCAGUAUGUGGAAAGCCCAACUGGCCGCUCCUUCCUGUCAUGGCUGACCUUUGGCCUCACAGACACAAAUAGCUGCUACCCAGCCAAUGACCUGGAUGAAAUAGGUCAGGACAGCAUCCGCAAGACAGACGAGUACUUAGAAAAGGCCCUGGAGUACCUGCGCCAGAUAUUCCGGCUCAGCGAAGCCCAGCUGGCCCAGCUCACGCUUGCCCUGGGGAGUGCUCGGGACGAGAAUGGGAAGCAGCAGCUCCCAGAUUGCAUUGUGGGGGAAGAAGGACUCAUCCUUACACCCUUGGGCCGCUACCAGAUCAUUAAUGGUCUGCGAAGGUUCGAGAUUGAGUACCAGGGAGACUUAGAGCUGCAGCCCAUCCGGAGCUACGAAAUCACCAGUCUGGUCCGUGCACUCUUCCGGCUGUCCUCUGCCAUCAACCGUAGAUUUGCAGGCCAGAUGGCAGCUCUGUGCUCCCGGAAUGACUUCCUUGGCAGCUUCUGUCGCUACCACCUCACUGAGCCUGCCUUGAGCAACAGACAUCUGCUGAGCCCUGUAGGGCGGAGGCAGGUCACCAAUCCUGCACGGGGCCCCAGGCUCAGCCUCCGUUUCCUGGGCAGUUACCGGACACUGCUCCUGCUCCUGAUGGCCUUCUUUGUGGCUUCUCUGUUCUGCAUUGGGCCCCUGUCCUGCUCCUUGCUCCUGGUCCUAGGAUACGUCCUCUAUGCCAUAGCUAUGACACUGCUCACUGAACGGGGGAAGCUGCACCAGCUCUGAGCUGCUGGCCAUCCUCUCCUGAGCAGACUGUGGCAGGUUGCUUAGAAGCCAGGAAUAGAGGGGCAGGUCAUCUUCAGUGUUCUUGGGAGUAGUUUCCCUGCAGUGGUGGAGUUAUUCAAAAGAACAAAGAGUUGGAAGGGAGAGUGAUCCAGGCAGGCCUGACACAGAAGGGUCAGUGUCAGAAGGUUCAUAAGCCAUUGUGUAAGACAAUCAGUGCUGGCCAUGGCUCCUCACCUUCAGUCCAAGGGCACACAAGCAGCUCAAUAUCCACUCCAGGGGAGAAGCAGGGUUCUAAGAGACAGAGCUUGGGGUUGGAGCUUGGUCUGGCCAGCCUCUGUGGACACAAAGCAAAAAAGCAUUGGUUUUGCCUGUAAAACUAAGGAAUUUAAGGGAGCGUCACAUUUGUAACAACACCUGUAUGAAAAAAACACCUUCACAUCAAAGCUAAGACACCAAAGGGCUCAAGUUCACCCUGCAGGUGAACACCACCAUCUCCAAGGUGUUCUUAAACCAGCCCUUUUGUUGUGGGUGUGUAGCUGUUUUUAAAGAAAAAAAAAUACCAACCUGUUUUUUUUCAAAGUUAUCACUGGGCUUUGUAUUUCGAUGUAACUUCAGAAUACAUCAUGGGACCCAUGACCAAAAGUCAGCUCAAAACAUAACUGAACAAGGAUCCGAAUAAACCAUUCUUGCUUCGGAGAUUGUCUGGGCUGAAUCUUUAGCCUGUUUACCUGCCAAGGGUCCCUGGGCAUUUGGGAACUGUGGAGCAAGCUCCUGGACACGGUACCUCCUUACCUCGUGAUGGAGUUCUUUCUGACUGAAAGUCCCCUUUCAUGCCUAGGGCAUGUUGGAUUCAACUUCUGCAGAAACAAGACAAGGCAGACUAACCCUGAGGUGGGGGCAGGCCCUGUGGUGCCCUGAGAACUGAUUUCCCUGCUUAACACCUCAGAACUGGCUGUCAUCCAGAACAAAUACCACAUUGGCUUCCAGAAACUUCCUUUUUGUUAAACAGUGUCAUUUUUAUUUUA
Molecule: messenger RNA, 4868 nt
Organism: Mus musculus (house mouse)
Lineage: Eukaryota; Metazoa; Chordata; Mammalia; Rodentia; Muridae
Gene: Smpd4
Product: sphingomyelin phosphodiesterase 4
Exons: 11
Coding region: 2509-3843 (444 amino acids)
Cellular component (GO): nuclear envelope; sarcolemma; endoplasmic reticulum membrane
Molecular function (GO): sphingomyelin phosphodiesterase D activity; sphingomyelin phosphodiesterase activity
Source: RefSeq, a predicted model, not a curated record